Molecule: messenger RNA, 399 nt
Organism: Plasmodium relictum
Lineage: Eukaryota; Apicomplexa; Aconoidasida; Haemosporida; Plasmodiidae
Exons: 3
Coding region: 1-399 (132 amino acids)
Source: RefSeq, a predicted model, not a curated record
AUGAAAAAAAAAGAAAAAAAAAGAAAAGAGAGAAAAAUAAAAAAAGAAAGUAAUGACUUCAAAAUAGAUGAGAAAAAGGGAAAAAAUGAAAAUGAAUGUUUUAUAAAUAAAAAUAAGAUAGUUGAAUUAUGUAACUCUAAAAUAAAUGAAGAUGGUGAUUCAGAAAAUUCCGAAUGCAUCAUUUUUAAUUUAUCCCUUAAAAACAUAGAUAAUAAUAAUAAUGCUCAUAAUAAAGAUAGUUUUCAAAAUUUCCUCGAAAACAUAAAGCUUAUAUCAGCAGAAGAAAAAAAGAAUCUUUAUAAAAAUUUAGAAGACAAUUUAGUUAAUAAAAAUAAAAGUGUAGAAAACUUAAUACAAGAGAGUAUUCCUAAUAAUGAAAAUACUUAUAUAAAAGAUUAA